GCUGUCGAUAGUAAUUUACGACUAUUCGCUGACACUCGAGAGAGAAGUUUCAUUGAUAUGGAACAGGACGUGGAAAUUGGUGUCAUAUCUGUAUUUCUUCAACCGUUACGUCGGGUUGUUGGCUGCUAUCCUCGAGUUACUGGCGUACAUUGGCAAAAUUCCCUGGUCGACCUCGGAGUAUGUUGCUAGCUGCACGGUCUAAUACUAAGCUUGAACCUUGCGCUCAUUUUGUUUAGAUGUACAUCGUUGUACCUGACCGGCAUUUGGGUCAGUUUUGCCCUGCAAAUAUCCUUUCAAGGUAUCAUGCAGAUCUGCGUUUGGGCUAUGUACAAGAAAUCGAGAGCCAUCUUGGCCGUGAUGCUGGUUGCCUUCUUGUUUCAAAAUGGCGUUAUUCUGUACGCCAACAUUGAAACAAGUAUUACUACUCGAGACGUCAUGUCCAUAUCGGUCGACCAUCUCUAUUUUUGCUCCCCGGACUCGGAGGGCAACCUGAACCUUGUGUUAAUUUCAUAUGUCCCGGUGGUCUUGUUUGACGGACUGUUGCUAUCUCUUGCAGCGUUCAAUUUUCUCGUGCACCUGCGGAAUACAAGGAGGGUUAUUAGAUACCGGAAUCCUAACUCAUGGAUGAGGCUCUUGAUAUCUCAACACCUCAUCUAUUUUGUACUUUCUGUAUUCACAGACAUUUUGCUUCUAAUGGCUUCGAUCACCUCCAACGGAACUUUGCUCGAGCUGGCGAAUGUAUUUGGGUAUCUAACUUUCUACCUCAUGGGCCCGCGACUCGUCAUCAGCUUCAGGACGCAUGGAUUUGCCGUUCAGACUAGUACUCUGGUUGACGCCGAGGAGGUGGAAGCCGACUCUGCCAUAGAGAUGACUGGAAGAUUUGUCUCAAUACAGUAUCUCAAAUUUGAUGGUCCAAACCAGUCAUCUGCAACAACGUUGUAUCGUAAUUAGCAGAGUAUCAAGAAAACCUCUUGUCUGAUAAAUCCUGCCAAUAUUAGUCAC
Messenger RNA from Coniophora puteana RWD-64-598 SS2, 1002 nucleotides. RefSeq lists its product as uncharacterized. Lineage: Eukaryota; Fungi; Basidiomycota; Agaricomycetes; Boletales; Coniophoraceae. The transcript is spliced from 13 exons. Bases 304 to 951 code for a protein of 215 amino acids. The record is from RefSeq and is a predicted model, not a curated record.